GCGACAUUCCCUAUCAGUGCAUCUUCUUCUUUUGCAUUAAAAUUAAGUUACCUCUUGCUUAUUUAUCAAUUGAUUUUCAUUAGGGUUAAUUUUUUGUCAAUUCAAAAGCGUUUGCUAUGAUUACAUAACAUUUGGGAAAUAAAAGCCUAAAAAAUAUUUUUACUUGUGAGAGGUUACUCUUCUGUAAUUAUCCGGCGUUCUGUGCAGAUUUGUCAGCUACUCAAAGUACCAGAAUCCUUGGUCUUUUUAAAAAUCUCAUUUCCUUUAUUUUAAUUAUUAUUUUUUAAAUGUUCGUUUUAUUUUUAUUUUUUGCUGUUCACACAAGAAAUGCACUGACUCAUUUGGGCGAUAGUGAAAAGGGGGCGCGUCUUCCCUACCUCUUUGUCUGACCAAAGGUAAACAACACUCGGCGAGAACUGCGAGAAGAGUGCGAGAGGAUUUGGAUUCGGAAAAACACAAGUGCAACGGAACAGAUUGUGCACAAGUCCAAAGAGGCAACCAGUAUAGCACUAUCAAAAAAAGAUGUUCGUGUAUAUCCUGGUGCUGCUGGCCCUGUGGUUUGUCUACAGGUGGUUUCAGGAGUCUAAACGUGUGGCAGACAACGGAGACAAGCAUGUCUACAUCACCGGCUGCGACACUGGCUUUGGUCAUCUCCUGGCCAAGCACCUGGAUAAGCUGGGCUUCCGCGUCAUAGCCGGCUGUUACACCGAAAAGGGCGAAGAUGAGCUGAAAAAGGCCUCGUCCGACAGACUGACGACGCUUCAUGUGGAUGUUUCUGACUCUGCAAGCGUUAGACAGACUGCGGCAUUCAUUGACUCACUUGUCGGGCAGAAAGGUCUUUGGGCUGUCGUGAACAAUGCGGGCAUCGGUGUGCCUUCGGGCCCCACGGAGUGGAUGACUAUUGAAGACUACAAGAGCAUGCUGGCUGUCAAUCUGGUGGGGGUGAUCGACGUGACCCUGAGUGUCCUGCCACUCAUCAAGAAGGCCCGAGGCCGGGUGGUGAACGUGGCCAGCGUGUUCGGCAGAAUCACCCCCUUUGGCGGUCCGUACUGCGUGUCCAAAUACGGCGUGGAGGCCUUCAAUGACAGCCUGCGUUUGAACAUGGCGCCAUUCGGAGUCAAAGUGCUGUGCAUCGAGCCCGGCUUCUUCAAAACAAAUGUCACCAACACCGAGAUCUUGGAAAAUAACCUGACAAAGCUGUGGGAUAGAUUACCUCAGCAUGUGAAAGAUGACUACGGAGCAGACUUUUUGGAACGCGGGUUUAAAAUGAUGUCCGAAAGAUUCCGAGUGCUGACGGACGGCGACCUGAUGAAAGUGGUGGGCUGCAUGGAGCACGCCGUCGCCGCCGUGCAUCCUCGCACUCGUUACUCCCCCGGAUGGGACGCCAAGCUCAUCUGGCUGCCUCUGUCCUACAUGCCCACGUUCAUUACGGACAGUUUCUUCCUUAAAUCCAGCCCCAGGAUCAAAGCAUCUGUCUUAUAAAAUACAGUGACGACGUUUUCCAUGUGGCGUUGCCGCUGUUCAAUACCUCAUUACUCGUAUAGAUUACAUGUCAAACUCAAGACCGCAAUGCAAAUGAGUAUGACGCCAUACAUACCAUAUAAUCUUUUCAGUCCUAAAGUUAAUAAAAUGUUAGUAUUACCAGUUACUGAAUAUUUAAGACUUAGCACAGGCAACUAACCCCUUAUCUAUUGUCUGGAUCUCGUGCUGCUUUUCAAGGGCUUAAUAUUCAACUUUGCUUUUGCUUCUUAUUGGACUUCGGCUUGACUUACAUUGGUACCCGCAAAUGGUCCAGCACUAAAACCUCCUGUGGUAUUUCAGCUAAAUUGACUGUAUAUCCGUAGCAUUUUAAGUUUUUAUACCCAGCCUAUAUGUGCACUGAUAGACAGUUUUUCUUCCUGCUGUUUUCAAAUAUAUAUAUAUAUAUGUAUAUAUAUUGAGAGGGGGAUGUAAAAAUAAACUGGAAUAAUGUGUACACUGUGCAGUCAGCUUUUUUAUGACUUUUUGUUUUCCUAGCAUCAGCUUUGCUGCUUGCUAUUUUGAUCUGUUCAUAAUUCCCUCCUUCCACCUUGACCUUGGCUUCACUGCCAGCCGAUUUACCACAAAUGCAUUUCAUUUUUUCUAGGAGGCUUUUACUGACAUGCUUUCAAGCAGAAGCCUCUGCUAACACUUUUGUUCAAACAAAGUGUUCAUAAUUUCUUCCAUUUCACAAAAGCUGACGUUUAUGCAAAAGUGUGUAGGGUUUUAUAUUUGUAUCCACUAUAUGUAGCAUGCCCAAGUAGGUCAGCAUUUGCAUUUCAAAAAUACAAAUAAAGGUUAUUGUUAUAACCACGGGAA
Molecule: messenger RNA, 2337 nt
Organism: Syngnathoides biaculeatus (alligator pipefish)
Lineage: Eukaryota; Metazoa; Chordata; Actinopteri; Syngnathiformes; Syngnathidae
Product: retinol dehydrogenase 7-like
Exons: 5
Coding region: 523-1482 (319 amino acids)
Molecular function (GO): oxidoreductase activity
Source: RefSeq, a predicted model, not a curated record